UAUCCUUUCAAUAUAUUUACUAAUAUCACUUAUCUUUAUAUUGUUUAUCUAUUAAUAACAGCGACUGAUGAUUAUUGGUUUAUUGGAAAUCCAAGAUCAAUAAUGGUCCGACACAGCAUCCCACGGGUCGGCAUAUACCGGGGUGGAGAAUGGGGCGAAAGGGAUGAAGUAGAGAGAAGCCCCUCUAGUAAAAUAGAAGGGAAGCCAGAGAAUACAUUUCACAGCCUGGGUGGUAGUUAACGUAGUUGCAAGCUUAAAGAAGUGGUGGUCGCGCAGAACAUACAGAUGACAAGACACGAUCGGAGAUGCGUGGAGUCGUACGUGGUACAUUAUACUGUGCGUUAUGGUACGGCAGCAUAGUGGCUGGUUUUUUAUUUAUCGCUUGCCCUAUGUUACCGCUGUUAUUCCUCAGUCCUCCGAAAUUUCGAAAAUGCGGCGAUCGUUUAUUCUCCUGCUGGGAACUCUAUUCCACGGCCCUUUUAAAAAUGUUCGGUGUGAAAAUCGUGGUCUCAGGGGAUCAUAUAUUACCGGACGAAUCCGCUAUUCUGGUAAUGAAUCACAGGACACGUGUAGACUGGAAUUUUUUAUGGGCCGCGAUGUACCAGGCAUGUCUGCCUAGUAUAGCGGCUCAUAGAUUGAAGUUUGUUUUAAAGGACGCUAUACGACACAUUCCAGGGCCAGGAUGGAUAAUGCAAAUGAAUGGUUUCCUUUAUAUAACGCGUCGCUGGGAAGUAGACCGAGAUCGAUUGUCGCGGACGUUAGAUUAUUUAGUGGCCCUCGGCAGACGCUCCCAGUUGCUUAUAUUCCCUGAGGGUACCGACCUGACGAAAACCAGCAAAGAGAAAUCGGAUAAAUACGCGGUGCAACACGUUUUGCCGCAGUACACGUUCACGCUUCAUCCGAAAACGACGGGGUUCAGUUAUCUGGUUCGUCACCUUCAACAAUCAAGCUACCUCGACGCGGUUUACGACUUAACGAUAGGGUAUCCCGAUUACAUACCGCAGACCGAGGUGGACCUGAUUAAAGGGAAUUUACCGAGCGAGAUACAUUUUCAUAUUAAGCGCAUACCGUCGGCGGACGUGCCUACGCAGGACUUAACGUUGAGACGGUGGUUGGAAGACAAAUGGUUCGACAAAGAACAAAUAUUGAAUGAAUUUUACCAGGAGAAGAGAUUCUCUGCUGAAGCUUGGCCCUUAACGAGACUGCGCCCUUUAUACGUUGCUUUCGUAUUCUGGACUAUUUUAACUGGCGCUGCCGUUGUGUUAAUGUUUACUUCGCCGGUGUUUCAAUUAUGGGCACUGAUCCAUGCGGUGUUCUUCGUCGCACUGUCGCUGUUCACUACUGGUUUCAGUCAGCUCGAGAUGGGAUGGUUCUGGCGUUGGAAGUCGCACUUUUCUACAGCAAAGAAAUGUAGUUAAUAAAAUAUGAAAAGGAACUUACGUAAGUAAAGUCUACCAAAUUGUUCGAUUUAUUUGUGUCGUAUCACAUUAUUAUAAAUGUGCUCAACGUUUUCACAGAAAGUCUGCAUAUUUAUGUGAAUUUAAUAUAGAAUUUAUAGAAUGGCAAGCCCAUUCCAUUUAUUGAUAGCACAUUAUUGACGUAGUGUCGAAAUUUCAUUUAAGCAAUAUACUCGUUACGUAUAAUUUAGUGUAAAAUAUAUUGUUCGCAGCUAGUAAAAAUUCCUUAUUCCGAUUACUUACGUGCAUAUAAGGGAUUCAAGUAGCGUUAACAGUUUAUUAUGAUCUAUUCGUAAGAUCUAUUAACAAGGAACCAAUAUAUAAUCGAUUCUGAUGAAGUUUUAUAACUUUGUAUCUUCUUUUUCCCAGUCGACUGAUUGUAUGAUAAAAUUGUAUUUUUCUUGAACACUGUGAAAACGUUACGAAACGGAGAAUUGAUCUCAUAGGUAUGGCAUCACUACUUGAUAUAUUGCAGUGUGCGAAACCGAAUCUGUGGUACUGAAUUUAUUGAUAGUGUAGAAAAAAAUUGGUACUCUUUUUAGCAAUUAAUAUUAAUAGCUAUCCCAUCGACGAUCCUGCAUAAUUACAGGAUGACUAC
This is a messenger RNA of Ceratina calcarata, 2055 nucleotides long. Its product is annotated as lysocardiolipin acyltransferase 1. The transcript has 6 exons. The record is from RefSeq and is a predicted model, not a curated record. The coding region runs from base 306 to 1418 and encodes 370 amino acids. Gene Ontology annotation, cellular component: endomembrane system; endoplasmic reticulum. Gene Ontology annotation, molecular function: acyltransferase activity. Gene Ontology annotation, biological process: phosphatidylinositol acyl-chain remodeling. NCBI's taxonomy places the organism in Eukaryota, Metazoa, Arthropoda, Insecta, Hymenoptera, Apidae.